AUGGAGGGCAUCCCUGCUAAACUUGUAGAGGACGAAGUCCAAAGUAUAAUGAACUUGGUGAAAAAUCAAGCUCAAUAUUUAUGUUGCUUCAAUAGUUAUGUUCAAGAAUAUGAGCAGGCAAAGGAAAGAUUGAAUGCAAAACUCAAAGAUGCAAGGAGAAGAAUUGAUCAAGCAAGAGGUGUUUCUCAUAUCACAUCUGUAGCCUUACAAUGGACACAUGAAGCUGAAGAACUCAUUGAUGUUGACACUAAGAAAGAGAAAUGUUUUAAUGACUUGUGUCUUAAUUGUUGGCAUCAAUAUCAAAAAGGCAAAGACUUGGAGAAGCGGACUCUAGAUAUUGACAAACUUCUAAAGAGACGUAACUCUGACAUAGUAGUAGGACCAAUUGAUCUUCCAAGUAUAAAAUACCAUUGCUUACCAAAUUUCAUGCAUUUUGAGAGUAGAAAUUCAACAUUUGAAGAACUUAAAACGGCGCUCAAAGAUAAAGAAAACAAUAUGAUUGGAUUGCAAGGCUUAGGGGGAACAGGCAAAACUUCAAUGGCAACAGAAGUGGGUGCUGAGUUGGAAGGAUCCACAUUUGAAAAAGUCAUCUUUCUUGUUGUCUCUAAGCUUUCAGAUUUCAACAAGCUUCGAGGUGAAAUUGCUAGGAAUUUGGGUUUGGACUUAAAGGAUGAAGCAGAUGAAGUACUCUCUGACAAAAUAUUGAUCAAAAUCAAAGCAUUAAAAGAAAAACUUCUUAUAGUACUAGAUGAUGUGUGGAUGGAUUUUGAUCCCACAAAGGAGUUGGGGAUUCCUCCUCAUCACCUGCACAAGGGUUGUACUGUAUUGAUAACCACUCGGAGCAAAGAGAUUUGUACAAAAAUGGGAUGCCAAAGACACGUUUGUCUAGAUAAAUUGACCCGCAAGGAAGCAUUGGCACUUUUCCUCAAGAAUACAAAUAGUUCCUCUAAUUUGCAGGGUUUGGCACAAAAAAUUGUGGAGCAUUGCCAUGGAGUACCAAUUGUAAUUGUAGCUGUAGCAAGAUCAUUAAAAGAUCGACCUUCUAUAGUUUGGAAGGAAGCCUUGAGGAACUUGCAAAGAGGUUUUGAGAUUCCUAUGGAGUUUUUAAUCAUAAUUGGUACAGCAAUGGGCUCUUUUCGGGAAGUUGAUGACUACAAUGAAAGAAGAAGAAAGGUAAUUGAUGCUAUAGUGGAACUCCUAGAGUCUUCUUUAUUAUUGAAUGCCGAGAGGGAAUGUGUAAAGAUGCAUGAUUUGGUUCAUGAAGUAGCCUUAUUGAUAGGAGAAAAGGAUGUUCAAUAUGUCAUUGAAUCUAAACCGCCUAAUGACGGCUUGCAAUGUUUAUUUUGGAAAAGCAAUUAUUUUCCAAGACAAUUUGAUGGUAGAAACCUUGAGGUUUUACUUUGGGUUCUAGAUAACUCAGAGGAUUUGGAAGUCCCUGAUACAUUCUUUACAGUGAUGAAAAAGCUCAAAGUUUGGUUUCUAUGGAGUGAAACUUACUAUCGAAUUUCAGCUCCACUGCUGCUUUCGUCAAUUCAGUCAUUGCAAAAUAUUCAAACUCUCAAGAUAGGAAAUUUUGAAUUAUGCAACAGCAUCUCUAUGUUGGGAAGGUUACCAAAUCUUGAGAGUCUAUGGUUCGAUGAUUGUUCAAUUAUUAAAUCACCUGGAGAAAAUUUUGAGCUAGAGAAGUUGAGAUUCUUAAGGAUAGAAAAUUGUAAAAUCAAUAUGAGUAAUCCUUUUGAACUGAUUGAAGCAUGCCCAAAGCUAGAGGAGUUGACUUUUUUGAGUAAUAAAUAUGAUGAGGAGAAAAAAGAAAAUACAAUUUCUCAUAAAGCAUCUUUUCACACAUUACAGAUAUAUCAAAUAUCUUGUGAUGGUCAGGAUGAAUUUUUAGAUUAUUUUGAGCAAUGUGAUUCCCUAUCAAGAUGCUUUAAGCCAGGUAAUUUAAGGCAUUUAAUCUCUGAGGCAACAUUUAAGCAACUUGUUAAAACAGCUGAGCUUCUCAUCUUAAAAGGUUAUGGAGAAACAAAACAGGAAAAUCUUGUCCCUGAUAUUGUUCUAGUAGACAACAGAGGCAUGACUGACUUGAUCAUUCUUCGAUUGGAUUCUUGGCCUGACAUGCAAUUUCUCAUUGAUGUUGCAAACAAUCGUCUUGAUGUGAAGAAUGCUUUUUCCAAUUUAGUUGGACUAUAUCUUUUUGAAAUGGGACUAAGCAAUGUAUUAUUUAAUGGCCACUAUGACCUGUGUCAUCUGAAGACCUUGAAGCUGAACGAGUGUCCAAAGCUGACGACAAUUUUCCUCCCAUCCACUGCUCAAAGUCUUUUGCAGUUAGAAGAGUUGAACAUUGAUGGAUGUGAUGCAUUGGAAUGCAUUGUAGAAGAUAAGAGUUCAAGAGGGGAAAUAGUUGGUGGUGAUGGUGACAAUGAUCAAAAGAGCUACGACACUCUGUUUCCAAAAUUUAAAAUUCUUGAAAUUGAUUGUUGUGACAAUUUAGAAAUAAUAUUGCCAAUCCUUCAUGGUGGAUGGCCUCUGGAAAGAAUAAUCAUAUCACGGUGCGAGAAGUUGAAAUAUAUAUUUGAUAAGUUCUCAAAGGUAAAUGUUAUGCUCCCUACCAUGGAAAGCAUGGACCUUUAUGAGCUACCAAGUUUGGUUGGUGUUUUCAAAGAGUAUGAAAAAUCCACCUCUUCACCACCACAACGGCCAGCACCCACGCCUCCAAGCACCAAGAUACGUUCUUUUUCUUGGGCUCAAGUAUGUUGUUUUAAAUCAAAGGCGACAAGUGAAGAGGCUGAUGUUGCUGUUUCUAAAGGGAGAUUGCUUGACGAAGGAAUCCCACAGGAAUUCGACGCAUUUGGAAGCAUUUAUCCAAGGUCCAUUGCCUUGGCAGGGUUCUCAGAGUUUACGAGACCUUUCAAUGAAUUUUUGAUUCGUUGGCAUGCAAAACAACAGGAAACAAAGGCAAUUGAGAUGCAGAGGCAAACUUUGAAAACCCUUGAAAUUGGAUCCUGUAAAAUAAAAGAAAUUGUUGAUUUGACACAUGUGGGCAAAGAAAAAAAGGGGGAUGGACUUGAACCACUGACAUCAAGCUUACAACGGUUGGUGUUGUAUUAUCUAAGUGAGUUGGUGAAUAUAUGUGUGGGGCCUAAGCAUAUCAUAUGCUUCCAUUGUCUUCAAGCGCUACGCAUUGAUGAAUGCGGAAAGCUCAAAGUUAUCUUUUCCACAUCUGUGGUGCGAAACCUACCAAUGUUGAAAGAACUACAUAUAUCAUUUUGUGAAGAAUUAGUUAACAUUGUUGAAGAAGAUAAUGGAACAAAUGAUGAUGAUGAAAGAGAAGGGAAGAUGAAAGAGAAGGUCAUGAAGGAUGUGCUUCCACAACUAAGUCAAUUGAUACUACAGUAUCUUCCCAAACUUGUUAGUAUCUGCCAUGGGAUUGAUUUUCAAACUUUGAAAGAAAAUCAUAACACGAGAGUGAUUGGUUGUCCCAACUUUUCUUUUUAUGCAAGCUCUGAAACAACAUAUUCUCAAGGUGAAGAAAAAGCAGAGGAGAAGCUUUCAUCUCAUUUGAGUACCGAACAAUCUUUAAAUACGGGAGAAGCAACACAACAACCCCUCACGAAGGACGAGCCAGCCAACAAAGACAUGAAAAGAGAAACAAUCAUGAUGGAGUCACAGUUAAAAAAAGAAAUGACAAGACAUGAUAUACAAUCUCACGAGGAAGAGUGGCUUGAUAACUACCCAGGGUCAUCAAAGUGA
Molecule: messenger RNA, 3750 nt
Organism: Neltuma alba
Lineage: Eukaryota; Viridiplantae; Streptophyta; Magnoliopsida; Fabales; Fabaceae
Product: probable disease resistance protein At4g27220
Exons: 7
Coding region: 1-3750 (1249 amino acids)
Molecular function (GO): ADP binding
Source: RefSeq, a predicted model, not a curated record